AUGGCCCAUGCUCACCUCUAUGGCUCCGCUAACGAUAUCAGAUGGGCACCCAAACCCCUCCUCAAGGAGCACCAACGACCGGCCUUCCUCAAGUCCUGUCUCUUAGACCUAAGAUCCUGGUUCUACGACCUCCCUACAGAGUUACGAAUCGACCGUGCCAACGACAUCCCCCAAGCCUACACACUCCACAUGGUGUACCACACGGCAAGAAUCCUCCUAGCAAAGCCAUUCAUCAUGAGAGAGAAUCCACCGCCAAAAGCCCAAAAUGAAACCACCGAUCUAGCUCACUCAAUCUGCCGCGAAUCCGCCCGUUCCAUCUGCCUCGUCGCCCAGAAAUACCGACACACAUUCGGAGGAUACCAUCUGAGCCCAAUCACAGCAACACACUGCACACUAUCCGCAGCGCUAGUCCUCCUCGACGAAACCGAGAAUCUGAACGCCCCCUCACAUAAGAACAAACUUGCCCUGUGUCUAACAGUACUAGACGAGCUAUCUAAAUCAUGGUACCCGGCAGGUCAUAUCGGACAUAACCUACGGAAGCUUUGCCAGUCUGUCAUCUCGGAUGACACAUUCUCUAUAGAAAAGGGACUCUAUCCGUUCGAAACUAACCCCAGUCCACCACUCGACCUAGGCGUCGAGCUCCCAAACGUCAUCGACGAGAUUGAAUCUAACCCAAGCGUCAACCCGGGCAACGCCCUGGCUAAUCAACUGGAACUGUCAGUGCCGAUGGAAUCACUGCCCGUCGAUUACGGGUUCUUCGAUAUCCUAAAUCAGAUCAAUUGGGAGCGGAUGUGGUAG
Aspergillus oryzae RIB40 is the source of this 798-nucleotide messenger RNA. Its product is annotated as fungal specific transcription factor domain-containing protein. The transcript has a single exon. The coding region runs from base 1 to 798 and encodes 265 amino acids. Lineage: Eukaryota; Fungi; Ascomycota; Eurotiomycetes; Eurotiales; Aspergillaceae. The record is from RefSeq and is a predicted model, not a curated record.